GAAUGGAAGGAGGAUAAGAGGGUGGAGAUUGCAGACUGAGAAAGCACUGCAGGAAUUGGCAGAAGAGGGAGAAAUAUGGCGGUUGUAGGAAGUGGAAUGCAACACAUAGCCGUCUAUGGCUAUGGUUGUGGCCUUAAUCGCAAGCCCCCUUCUCUCCUCACCUUUCGAAUUCACUGCUCUUCUGAUUCCAAGCCCACCCGUGGCUUUGGCCCUCAGCCUCCUGAACGGGACAACAAGAUGAGCAAAUCCACCACUUCAAAGGAGGGCAAGGGUGGGGUGUUGCAACAAAGGAAAUCUACAUCUAAACAAUCUGGCUCUGUACCGACUCAGGCACCUGGUCUAAGUUCUCGAUCUGGUGGAAAAUCUAAUGAUGCUGCCAUAGAUCUUGAGUUUGAAGAACGGCUGGAAGCAGUUAGAAGGACUGCGCUUGAGCAGAAAAAAGCAGAUGAAAAGAAAGAAUAUGGAGCAAUUGAUUAUGACACACCAGUUGAAUCAGAAGAAAAAACAAUUGGACUUGGUACAAAGAUUGGAGUUGGAGUAGCUGUUGUGGUAUUUGGAUUAGUUUUUGCUCUUGGAGACUUUCUUCCCUCUGGAAGUGAUAGUCCUAGUGAGGAAGCUACUGUGGUCAGUAAGAAACUGUCAGAAGAAGAAAAAGCAACUCUUCAGGCUAGGCUGCAACAAUACGAGGCAACACUUAGCAGCUCCCCAAAAGAUCAAACUGCUCUUGAAGCAGCUGCAGUAACCUUAGUAGAAUUAGGAGAGUAUACCCGGGCUGCCUCACUGCUUGAGGACUUUGUAAAGGAGAAGCCAAAUGAUCCUGAAGCUUUCCGUCUGCUUGGAGAAGUAAAAUUUGCACUAAAGGAUUAUGAAGGCAGUGCUGCCGCAUAUAGGAGUUAUGCUAAGGUGUCUGAAACUGUUGAUUUCGAAGUUCUGCGUGGUCAUACCAAUGCAUUGCUUGCUGCUAAGAAACCAGAUGAGGCAGUUCAAGUCUUACUGGCUUCCCGUGAACGUCUGAAUAAAGAAAAAUCCAGCAAUCUCAAUAUCAAGUCUGACAGUGGUACGAAGGAGACUGAAUCACUGGAGGUGGACCCUGUUCAAGUUGAAUUACUUCUUGGAAAAGCUUACUCAGAUUGGGGCCAUAUUAGUGAUGCUGUAUCCGUUUAUGAUCAACUCAUCUCCAGUCACCCUGAGGACUUCCGCGGUUACUUAGCAAAGGGAAUUAUUUUGAAAGAAAAUGGCAACAUUGGAGAUGCAGAGAGGAUGUUCAUACAGGCACGGUUCUUUGCACCAGAGAAAGCCAAGUCAUUUGUGGACCGUUACUCAAGGAAAUGAUCACUGAUUCACAUGGCUUCUCUAUCCUAAGAUGGGCAACUUCAUACCCUUUCAAAGCCCCCUCCUGGUUUAGCAGAACAGUCCAUGGCCUGUACAAUAUCAAGGGAUUCACAUUACAAUGGUGUGGAGGGUGAUGGAAUUAGAAAAACAGCUUCAAAGGAAGGCCACACUGGAGUUUAAACCGUUACCUAGUAAGUCAGAUGACUGAUUUUCUUUCUUGCAUAUUUGAUUCAACUCGAGCUUUCCCAGAUUAAAUUAGACUAACCCGUACAAAAAAUAAGUGUGAAAUCUUGGAACAUCCUUUUGCUAUCAUAUUUGAUAUUGAAGAACCAUCCCUUCUCUUAAUUAUUAGACUCAAUUUGGGAUUC
Molecule: messenger RNA, 1700 nt
Organism: Vitis riparia (riverbank grape)
Lineage: Eukaryota; Viridiplantae; Streptophyta; Magnoliopsida; Vitales; Vitaceae
Exons: 15
Coding region: 76-1332 (418 amino acids)
Molecular function (GO): protein binding
Source: RefSeq, a predicted model, not a curated record